Molecule: messenger RNA, 3861 nt
Organism: Trichoderma gamsii
Lineage: Eukaryota; Fungi; Ascomycota; Sordariomycetes; Hypocreales; Hypocreaceae
Exons: 5
Coding region: 1-3861 (1286 amino acids)
Source: RefSeq, a predicted model, not a curated record
AUGCAGCGUCUGCGCACGAUAAAUCAUAUCAGGGCAGCACUUAAUAUCAGGGCGACCGAACUGGAUGUCACUUUCCCAUCCCACUCCAGCCUUGUGCCUUGCCUUGAUACGAAGCCUCGACGAUCUACGCUUUUUAGCUUCACCAUCAUCUGGCAAGGUGGCCCCAACGCAGCGAUGUUCCAACGAAUCAAAGGAGCCAUCGACCGCACCAUCGCGGAGGAGCAAGCCCGCCAGCAAAAGGCGCUUGAGGCGAGCUCCCCCAUGUCCAGAUCUGCCUCGUCGACAUCGCGAACAAAUGAGGGUGGCGCAGGCAGACGGUCUCGAUCUAAGAACCCAGACUCUGAUGCUGGAGGCUCUGCCCCAAACCCUGACCCUGCCUUUUUCGAAGCAGCUUUCGUUAUCGACGAUGGCGACGAGCCCAGUCGAGCAGGAACUCCCAAGCCUCCUGUGCCUCCUGAGAAGGACACGCCGAACGGAGAAUCUACUGUCCACGCUGAAGCUGGACAAAAAUUAAACUCUGGUGGCGAUGGCAAGGAAGGCUCGUCGCGCGAGGGCCAUGCUGCAGGCGAAGGAGCUGCCCAUACGACCAAGCCGGUGUUGACUCUGGAGCUCAAGCAGAAGCUUCGCAAGCUGGAAAAGCUUGAAGCCACGUAUCCUGAACUUUUACGAUCCUACCGGGUUGCGCAUCGCCGCGCUACUGCCAUCGAGCCUUUCGAGAAAGCGCUUCGCGAGAAUACACCUCUGGCCACUAUUGGCGACCCAGAGUCUUUUCUCGAGUAUCUCAACCAGCUGAAACUCAAGGAAAGCAUGAUAAUGGAGGAGCACAAGCGAGUUUCUGUCGAGAAAGAAGAGCUGAUGAAGAAGAACGAGGAGCACGAGGAGAAGAUAAAGCAGCUUCAGGCCGAAGUUGAUACACUCAAAGCUGAAAAGCCAGGCAAGAGGGACAACAACAAAUCUGAAGGAGAUGAUGGAGAUUUCUUUUCCUAUGAUGACGAGGUUCCCAAGCUCCAAGCUGAGAUUUCCACAAAGACGGAAGAAAUCGAAGCGCUCAAGGCUGAAGUAGAUAGCCUGAAGCAAGAGCUCUCCAACGUCAAGAAAGAAGAGCAAGUUGAAGCACUUAAAGCUGAAGUUGAUAGCUCGAAGCAGGAUGCCUCUUUUGCCAAGCAAGAUGAACAGAUUGAGACGCUCAAAGCUGAGGUGGACAGUCUGAAGGAAGAGCUCUCUACUGCCAAGCAAGACAAAGAAGCCGAAUCUCUCAAAGCUGAGUCUCUCAGAACGCAAGUGGAAAACCUGCAGCAAGAGCUCUCCAACGUCAAGAAAGAAGAGCAAGCUGAAGCACCUGAAGCUGAAGUUGACAGCUCGAAGGGGGAUGUCCCUUCUGCCAAGCAAGAUGAACAGAUUGAGACGCUCAAAGCUGAGGUGGAAAAUCUGGCGCAAAAGCUCUCCACUGCUCGCGAAGAAAAGGCAGACUUGAUGAAGAGCAUGGAGCAUUAUACCGAAGACAUGAACAAGUUUCGUGGAGCCUAUGAAGCAAACGAAGCUCUCCAGGAUCAACUAUAUGCCCGAGGCGGUGAAAUGGCCACCUUGGUCGACAGACUUGCCAAAGGAGACAGCGCCUACAAAGAGCUGGAGAUCCAAGCUACUGACAUGGCCAAUCAACUUAGCAAAGCAGACGCGGCCAAGACGAUCUCUACCGCCGUGAUUGACGAGCUCAAAAUAAGAAUUGACUCGUUGAAGAAGGACAAGGCCGAGCUCCAAGCCACGGUUGAUAAGCUCGCUGAUGUGAUUGAGGCCCGAGACCAAGAUCCCCCUGCGCCUCCACCACCCCCAGGAUCUCCUCCACCACAAACUUCUGAUUUUGUAGAGGCUCCACCACAAGCUUCCGAUUCUCUGGAAGUUCCAUCUGAAGCUACGCAGCCGACGACGGGCGGCGGCAAAAACAAAAAGAAGAAUAAGAAAAAGAAGGGCCGCGGUGGCAGAGCUGCUAGUCCCGCUCCCUCUGCUACUCCUUCUGCUACUCCCUCUGUAGUUGCAGGUGAGGCUGGAGAAGGCACGCCGGUUAACACUCCUGCCCCUCCCGCUCCUCCAGCUUCUGACGCCCCUGAAGCUGCCACGGCUGCCCAAGGCCAAGAUACCGCUGCCUUAAUGGCUCAAAUUGCCCAGCUGAAUCAGGAAAUUGAGGCCAAAGACAAAGAGAUCGAGCGACUAUCCAAACGACGCAAGACCGAGGAAGAUCUUCGCGAGGAGAUUGAAAAUCUGCAGGAGAACCUGAUCAACAUCGGCCAAGAUCACGUCGAAGACAAGGAACGCAUCAAGGAGUUCCAAAACGAGAAGAAGAAGUUGACGGCAGAAAUUGCCGCUUUGGAGGAGCAAGUUGCUGCCAUGGGCUCCACAGCCGAUGCCAGCUCCAAGGUUCAAGAUGAACUGAAAACUCUGGUCAAGGAUUAUCACGACUUGAAGGAGAAAUUUGGUACUGUCACCUCUGACCUUGAGGCGUCGCAGCAGCUAGCGCAAAGCCGCUUCAAGGAAAUGACAGAACUGCGCGAAGUAAUGCAGAAGUUGCAGCCUGAGGUCAAGAGUUUACGCCAGGACUCUGCCGAGCUCAAGAAAGCCAAAGAGGAGCUUGCGGCCAAGGUCAAAGAAGUCAAGGACUUGGAGAAGAAGGCAAAGGAGCUUGAGCGGAACCUAGCCACUUCUCGACAAGAGGCAGCCAACCACGUCUCAGAGACCAAGACUCUUAAGGACAAGCUGGCAGCAGAGACUGAAGCAAAGAGCCAGCUGGAGAAUGCCCAGCGCGUGUCAGGACGAGACCUUAGAAAGGCCGAUGCCGAGAAGAUUGAGCUGAGUGCCAAGUCGGAGAAGGUGGAGCGCGAGUUGCACAAGGUCCAAGAGGAGAUCUCCAAGCUUAGACCGCGGGUGACCGAUCUUGAGGACCAGGUGCAUAAGCUGAAGCGCGAGAAGGCGGCAGCCCAGGAGGAGACUGAGUUCAAGGCCAAGCAGUACACCACGGCUCAGGGUCUGCUAAGCAGCAUGCGUGAUCAGGUGUCCGAGAUGACGGUGCAGCUCAAAGAGUCUCAGUCCCAGGCUCGAUCCUUGGAAGAGGAGCUUAGCGAGGUGCAGCAUCUGUUGCAGGAGCGCACUCGAGAGGGUGAGACAAUGCGGCGGCUCCUUGCAGACGUGGAUCAGCAGGCCGAGACCAAGAUCCGGGAUAUGCGCAACCGAAUGGAGGCGGCAAUUGCCGAGCGAGAGCGUCUUGAGGACGAGUCCAGCACCACGAUGCGCAAGAACGUCAAGACGGUCGGAGAGCUCAAGUCUCGAGUGCGAGAGCUCGAGGUGGAGGUUAAGGAUCUUCGCAGCGAGCGUGAGGGAGUCGAGGAGCGAGAGCGUAUCCUGCGCCGCCGCAAUCAGGAGCUUGAAUCAGUUGAGAGCAGAAGCGAGACCGAGGCUGCAGAUUUGCGAAACACCAUUUCGUCGCUAAGAUCUGCCUUGGACGCCUCUGAGCAGCAGGUCCGAGACGGAGAGAAACUAAAGACCUCCCUGCGCAAGGAUUACGAAUCGCUGCAGCUCAUGUAUGAUAAGAUGUCCAAGGAGCUCAAGGCGAUCCAGGCCAAGGCCACGGCCACGGCUACACCAACGAGCGGCACGACGUCUCGAACGCCGAUAGAUUCGGCUCGCACCUCGUCAGUCGGCGGCGAACUGUCUGAAGUGCUGUACCUCAAGACUAUUCUGCUGCAGUUCCUGGAGCAAAAGGAUAACAGGCUGAGGGCGCAGCUGGUGCCUGUCUUGGGCAAGCUCCUCAAGUUCGACAAGGCUGAUGAGAAGAAGUGGCUCGCUGCGGUGCAACAUAUCGAAGUUCGUUAG